GAUGGACAUGUGCAGAGAGCGACUCACCCAGGGACUGCUGCUGCGUUUGGGCAUUCUGCUCACUGCUGUGUGUGUGAGCGUUCAUGUUUACCUUGAGUCGGGUUGGCGGGGCACACCUGCACCCCUGGCUGUGGGACAUCCCACCCACUCUUGUCAGAAUUGUGGCCAACAAAGCAGAAGUAAACGGGUCUCUACAGAGCCUGGGGAUCAGGGCAGAAGCAUUAAAAGGAGAAUCUCCUAUAUUCGUAUGCCGAAAAAGGACAGCCCAGCUGGGAAGAGAGACGAAGAUAAAGAGGACCCCUCACCUCCUUGCUGUCCACCUCUCCACCCGGACAGAAAGGCUCCUCGGUGGCACAUACACCUUGAGCCCUGGGCCAGUGAAAGUCAUUCUCUGGAGGACGAAGCUAGAAGGUUUCUCAACUACAUCACAACACCACAAGUGUCUUGUGCAUCACUGCCUGGUGAGGAAGCUGCUCAAGGGGGGACCACGGGAGCCUGGACUGUGUGCCUGGACCCAGAGUACAGUCUGACCCACAGGGUGCAAAGCAAGCACUGCAGGGUCUACUCUUUCGGGUUGGGUGUUGAGGACCGGUCACUGGAGCGUUCCCUUGCCAGGUCAGGGUGUGAGGUCCACUGCUUUGAUCCCAGUCUGAAGCAGCCUCACCUGCAGCAUGCUGAAAUGUGGCUCCAUCGACUGUCUGUGGACUGGAGAGAUCCCAACCCUGCUAUUGUUGCCCAGCGUCAGUACGCCAGCACCAAGAAACUGGCAACCAUCCUCAAUGACUUUGGACACAGACAGGUGGAUGUACUGAAGGCAGACAUGGAGAGCGCAGAGUGGAAGAUUUUGGAGAAUUUGGUCCUGGAAGGAGUUCUGGACUCAGUUGGUCAGCUGCUCUUGGAACUUCACCUCCACUGGGCGGGUUUUGAGGUGGGCGGUGAUGAUCCUUCAGUGGUGCGCUAUUGGUUCAGCCUGCUCAAGGAGCUGGAACAUGCCAACUUCCGCCUUUUCCAUGUCCACAACGACCCAGCCAAACCCCACCUCUUUCUGCAUAAGAAUGUCCUCAACGCCAGCAGUGCUUACACCCUGAGCUGGGUGAAUACGCAGUGGAAGCCUUGAUGGGCACCAGACUGAUACAGGACAGCCAAAAAAGUAUUGACAAGAACUGAGUGGGAACGUGCAAGUUUUUGUAACAUGGAGUUUUAAGUCUGAGUACAAAUGCUUGCUAGAGCACGUCUGUUCUUCAGCUUGCUCUUAUCUGGUCUGACCUUUUUGCAAAGCUAAAAAUCCCUACUUAUCCUCCUGCUCUUCCUCUCCUGGCCUGUAAUGACCUCAGCCAUGUAGAGGGGCAGAGUAAUUGUCUCCAGAGGCUCUCUGUGUUCUACCUCAUAGUGGCUGUGUUGUUGGCUGCAGGUCAGCCUCUGAGUCACAGCCAGCCCUGUCGUCAUGGUCCUAUAGACGCUUGGCCAGCAGCCAGUCGUCCUGCCCGAUAUCAGACGGCCUUUCCUCAACCCAGUACGUAGAGAGAUUGCACUAGUCUGCACGAGCCCUAACUACAACCCCUCAGAGUUACAUGAAUUAAAUCAAAUGGAUACAUGAUGUUAAAGGGGUAGAUGGAUUACAGAUCCUGCCUCAGUGACAGCAAGUGAAUAUCUGCGAGUGUUGAAUGUGGAGCGUUCCCUCUCCUGCAUCAGAAGUUCUUUGACAAAUUUUAUCUAAAAAUGUCUCACAAGGCUAACACCCUAAAAACACACAUUUUAAAAUCUGCCAAUUAAUGUAACUCAUUAAAUAUUUUGAUGCCAUUUAAAUAAAGA
This is a messenger RNA of Scomber scombrus (Atlantic mackerel), 1812 nucleotides long. It is a transcript of the gene mettl24, whose product is annotated as methyltransferase like 24. The record is from RefSeq and is a predicted model, not a curated record. Bases 2 to 1117 code for a protein of 371 amino acids. The transcript is spliced from 5 exons. NCBI's taxonomy places the organism in Eukaryota, Metazoa, Chordata, Actinopteri, Scombriformes, Scombridae.